AUGGCCCAAGCACUUGGUGACAUGGAGCCAGCGGAGGCAGAAUCCGUCUAUUUCAACGAAUACCCCCCGCCGAAAGCCCUCCCCAGACACGAAGCCCUCGCCCGAGCCUUCAUCGACCUACACGUCGCAGCCAACAGGCGUGUGGUACUCGUCACCUCCGGCGGAACAACAGUACCCCUGGAGACGCAGACCGUGCGCUUCAUCGACAACUUCUCUGCCGGAACCCGCGGCGCCACAUCAGCCGAAUACUUCCUGCAGGAAGGCUAUGCAGUCAUCUUCUUACAUCGGCAGUACAGCCUGCUGCCAUAUUCGCGCCACUACAGCCACUCGACGAACUGUUUCCUAGAUUUCAUGGACGAGGCCGCACCGGCAGCUGAUUCGCCGAAUGCAGACCACGGCUCCAUCCAGGUACGCAGCGAGUACCAGGACGAGAUGCGCGACGUGCUGCGCAAGUACCGCUACGCAAAGCAGAACAACCGCCUCCUCUUGCUGCCCUUUACCACUGUCGCAGAAUACAUGUUUGAGCUGCGCUCGCUGGCGAAAUUGAUGCGGCCGCUUGGCCCCAAUGCGCUGUUCUACCUUGCGGCGGCUGUCAGCGAUUUCUUCAUUCCGCGCAGCAGGAUGGCCGAGCAUAAAAUUCAGUCUUCGGAAAUACCGGCACACUUGGAGAAUAAUAGUGCGCUCGGCUCGGACCGCGAGGAGGAAAUAUAUACCGGCGAGCCCUUGACCCAGCCGCCGAAGAAUUCGAAGAAGCUCGUCGUCAAUCUUGAUCCCGUCCCGAAGUUCCUGCAUCGUCUUGUUGAUGGGUGGGCGCCUGAUGGGAGCAUGGUUGUUUCGUUCAAGCUGGAGACGGAUCCGUCGUUGUUGGUGUAUAAGGCGCGGACGGCACUGCAGCGCUAUUCCCACCACCUGGUUAUUGGUAACCUUCUUUCCACGCGGAAAUGGGAGGUUGUUUUUAUCACGCCGGACCCACCACAUGAGCGAUGGUUGAGAGUGCCUAAGGCUCGGCGCAGUAAGAGUAUUUCUGGUGUGGAGGAUCAGGUCGGGCUUGCGGAGAUCAUGAAGGGUAAGGCCGCUGAACAACAACAACCAUCACAGACGGAAGAGAAUCCGCCACCAGGUGAAAGAGAUCAUGAUGGCAUUGAGAUUGAGAGUCUCAUUAUUCCGGAGUUGGUUAAACUGCAUGAUAAAAUGAUUCAAAAGAAGACGCCCGAUCAACAAUGA
Molecule: messenger RNA, 1224 nt
Organism: Penicillium verhagenii
Lineage: Eukaryota; Fungi; Ascomycota; Eurotiomycetes; Eurotiales; Aspergillaceae
Product: phosphopantothenate--cysteine ligase CAB2
Exons: 1
Coding region: 1-1224 (407 amino acids)
Biological process (GO): coenzyme A biosynthetic process
Cellular component (GO): cytoplasm; nucleus
Molecular function (GO): phosphopantothenate--cysteine ligase activity
Source: RefSeq, a predicted model, not a curated record